Messenger RNA from Schistocerca cancellata (South American locust), 5295 nucleotides. Its product is annotated as 1-phosphatidylinositol 4,5-bisphosphate phosphodiesterase gamma-1-like. The record is from RefSeq and is a predicted model, not a curated record. NCBI's taxonomy places the organism in Eukaryota, Metazoa, Arthropoda, Insecta, Orthoptera, Acrididae. Gene Ontology annotation, biological process: phosphatidylinositol-mediated signaling; phospholipid catabolic process; positive regulation of epithelial cell migration. Gene Ontology annotation, molecular function: phosphatidylinositol-4,5-bisphosphate phospholipase C activity; protein binding.
UAAAGGUGUUGACAUGUGCUGACUGACUGUCAGGAACCAGGAAAACAUACGGAAUGUGGUUAUCUCAGAACAUGCUGCUACGGUUCAGACUGAGUACAAAAGAACUGAAAAAUGGAUAUUUUUUCGUAGGACGCUGAAGACCUGGUGAUAAGUUUCCUUCGCGGUUUCCUCAAGUGUUGUGAGAGACGAUUUUAAUGCUUUUAAUGGUACCAUCACGAAGCGUGUUGCCAAGUAGUAGCGUGCUAUUUUACAAUUAAUCAUGGCUUUGUUGGGUAUGCCAAAUGGUACUCCCUUAGGCAGCAUGAUCACGGAAACCGAGCAGAUAAUUAGUCAGCUUGAACGAGGAACGGUGGUAACAAAGUUUUUCCAGCGCAAGCGACCAGAAAGGAAAACACUAAUGCUUCGACGGGAAACUCGGCAAUUAGUCUGGGCCCGUACAACAAAUAUAAGGACAUUUGAAGUAGCUGUGGACUUGAGGGAAGUAAAAGAGGUUCGCAUAGGAAAAAACUCAAAGGAUUUUGAAAAAUGGCCAGAGGAAGCAAAGCGAAUGGAGAAUUUAAAAUGUUUUGUUAUAUAUUAUGGCUUAGAAUUCAGACUGAAAACACUAUCAAUAGCAGCUUUUUCAGAAUCGGAGUGCACUUUGUGGAUAAGAGGCCUUGACUACUUGGUUAACGAUACAAUAAGAUCACCCUACCCACUCCAGGUUGAGAGAUGGCUCCGUAAAGAAUUCUAUAAAAUGGAAAGUGGUAGAGAAACUGUCACACUGAAAGACCUGAAGGCAUUCCUUCCUCGUGUCAACUGCAAAAUUCCAACAAAUAAACUUCGUGAUGUCUUUCAGGAAGUCGAUACAAGGAAACGAAUGGAACUAGGAUUUGAUGAUUUUGCUACUCUUUACCAAAAGCUUAUGUUUGAUAACAAUAUGUAUAGUGAAAGUUUUAGUAAGUUAUUCUCUGAUUACUCUGAAAAUGGUAAAACAGUAACAUUGCAAGAAUUUCAAAGUUUUCUUAGUCAAGAGCAGAGAGACCCAAUGGGAGAUGAUGAAAGAGAAGUUUCUUCCUUUAUGAGAAAUUAUUUGCAAGAUUCACAGCGAAAUGUCCAGGAGCCAUACUUCACAAUCUUUGAGUUUAUGGAUUUUCUUUUCUCGAAGCAAAAUGAAAUUUGGGAUGAACGAUACGAUAAAGUCUACCAAGACAUGACGAAACCGUUGUCACACUAUUGGAUUGCCUCAUCACACAAUACAUAUUUAACAGGUGACCAAUUCUCAAGUGAAUCAUCCACUGAAGCUUAUGUUCGCUGUUUACGAAUGGGUUGCCGAUGCAUAGAACUAGACUGCUGGGAUGGUCCUGAUGGUAUGCCAUUCAUCUACCAUGGGCAUACUUUAACGACAAGGAUAAAAUUUCUGGAUGUUGUUAAAACUAUCAAGGAACAUGCAUUUGUUACAUCAGAAUACCCACUAAUAUUGUCCAUAGAGGACAACUGCUCUGUACCACAGCAGCGCAAGAUGGCAAAAGUAAUGAUGGAAGUGUUUGGGGAAAUGCUACUCGUGCAACUUUAUGAGAAGAAUGAAAAUCAGCUGCCAUCACCACACCAGCUACGGCGUAAAAUUAUAAUUAAGCACAAAAAACUCCCAGAUGGUGUUGACGAGGAUGCUUUUAUGAGCAAAAAUGAUGAUGCAAGGGACGUGGAUCUCAGAAACACAGUUAAAAAUGGCAUCUUGUAUCUUGAAGACCCUGUGGACAAGGAAUGGAAUAAACACUUCUUUGUAUUAACAAAAAAUAAAUUAUUUUACACCGACUCCUUUCAUGAUGAGCAAGAAGGCGAAGGAGAGGAAGAAGAGGAAGAGAGUGGUUUUCAUAGACCUAAGGAGGGCAUUCCAAAUGAUGACCUGCACUUCAGUGAAAAAUGGUUCCAUGGAAAACUGGCGAGUGGCAGAACAGAAGCAGAGACGUUACUAAAAGAUUACAGUCAUUUGGGAGAUGGAACUUUCUUAGUUCGGGAGAGUGAAACCUUUGUUGGUGACUACUCUCUCUCUUUCUGGCGGCAGGGAAAAGUCAAUCAUUGUCACAUUAGGUCAAAGCAGGAAAAUAAUCAAACAAAGUACUACCUCAUUGACACAAAUUGUUUUGAUAGCCUGUACAGCCUGAUCACUCAUUAUCAAUCACAUCCACUUCGUAGUCAGGAAUUCCUCAUCAAGCUGCAGAAACCUGUUCCUCAACCAAAUAAACAUGAAGGAAAGGAAUGGUAUUAUCCUCAGGCAACAAAACUAAAAGCUGAAGAACUACUGAAAAGGGUUCCCGCCGAUGGAGCAUUUCUCGUGAGACCAAGUGAAUCUGAUACUGAUGCAUAUGCUAUAUCAUUCAGGGCUGAGAAAAAGAUAAAACACUGUAGAAUAAAACUGGAAGGACGGCUGUACACAAUUGGAACAUUUCAGUUUGAAAGCCUAGUUGAGCUUGUGAGCUAUUACGAGAGACAUCCCCUCUACCACAGAACAAAGCUGCGAUAUCCAGUCACAGAGGAAUCUAUCAGCAGAAUGGCUCAUAAUCCUGAUGACUGCUCUGUGUAUGGUACACCAGGAUAUAUGGAUCCCAGCAGCUUCACAUCAAGGAUAACCGUCAAGGCACUAUACGAUUACCAGGCACGUAACGAUGACGAAUUAUCUUUCUGCAAGCAUGCUGUAAUAACAAAUGUUAACAAACAAGGAAACAGUGGCUGGUGGCGUGGAGACUAUGGAGGAAAGAAACAACACUGGUUUCCUUCAAACUAUGUGGAAGAAUGGGAUUCUCAAGAGAACAGAGAUGAUAAUUCUUCAGAUUCACUACUCCUUGGCAGUCUUCAGAAGGGCAGCCUUGAUGUGAUGGGUGCUAUUGUUGAAGUACAUCGAAAUGACCGCCCAGGACUGGAGUGGGUACUACGUAUACAAAAUCCAAACAUGUGCUCAGUAUUUGAAGUAGCUGUACCUAGGAUAGAACUUGCUGUUGAAUGGAGGAAUGCCAUUAAGGAAGUGGCACAAAAUGCCAGUGUACGGGAAAAUCAACAUAAGGAAAUGGAGAAGCAACUAAGAAUAGCCAAAGAAAUGUCUGACUUGAUAGUUUAUUGUCGAUCUGUAGCGUUUAACAUGGAAAAAUUCAGGAGAGGCUUCAAUCAUUGUGAAAUGUCAUCAUUUCCUGAAACUAAAGCUGAAAAACUGAUAUGUCAGCAAGAGACAAAAUUCUUCUUGAAAUAUCAUCAGCACCAGUUCAGUAGAAUUUAUCCAAAAGCAAUUGAUUCCUCCAACUACAUCCCUGUUCCAAUGUGGAAUGCUGGUAGUCAGAUGGUAGCUCUUAACUAUCAGACACCAGAUAAAGCAAUGCAGCUGAAUCAAGGAAAAUUUCGUCAGAAUGGGUUCUGUGGAUAUUUACUACGGCCUGAUUUCAUGUUCCUUGAAGACUUUGACCCAUAUGAUAAGAAAACUUUAGUUGGAGUAGAUCCACUGAAUAUUUCUGUACGUGUAAUUUGUGCACGCCAUCUCAGCAAAUGGGGCAAAGGAAGGGCAAGAGGGACUGUUAGUCCUUUUGUUGAAAUUGAAGUGAUUGGUGCGGACUUUGAUAACAAAAGCAGGAACACUCAACCAGUUUCUGACAAUGGUUUUAACCCAGUUUGGAAUGAAACAUUUGACUUUGAGGUUUCCAAUCCUCAUUUUGCCCUGCUGAGGUUUGUUGUCCAGGAUGAAGACAUGUUUGGAGACUCAAAUUUCAUUGGACAAGCAACCUACCCAGUGCUCUGCCUCCGAACAGGAUACAGAAGUGUUCCACUGAAAAAUGGCUAUAGUGAAGAUCUUGAGCUAGCAUCAUUGCUAGUUCAUAUCAGUAUAACAAAUCCAAUGGAAAGCAGGGAAGUGCUUCCAAGUACUGCCUUUUCUUGUGUAACUGCCGGAGGAGACAGUGAAGACUGAAAUGCCAAGUUGAUGUGGAUUUUCUACAAUGAGAAGGUGAACAAAGGUGACUUUCUACAACUUGAGUGUGAAAUACUUGAUUUGAAAACCAAUGCGCAUUUAAUGAACAAAAGGAUUGUUCAUAACUGAACUCUUAUGAUGUUGAAUAUUUGCAGAUCUACUCUUUGUUAACUUUGGUAUUCAUUUUUGUCAUUGUUGUAUGUCAGUAUUGCACCUACUUGUAGGUCUGCUUUUUAAGAAAUGUAAUACCAUACACAAAAAUUCGGGCAACUGUAUGCAGAAGUUUGCUGUUUUAGAAAAAGGUAGUAGUUGUGGCCUUAUUGAUGGUUCAGUGUAUAGGUGUAUUUGCUCAUGUAUUUAUGAAUGAUACAGUUUACAACAUUCUUCCAAAGUUUUUUCACAAACAACCUGCUGAAAAGGUGUUUCAUUGUAUCUGUACCUGACUAGUUUGUUUUAUAUGAUACGGAAUAUGGAAGAUUCUGUUACAAAAAGGAUGAUACUAGAUGCCACUAAGGUUCAAUGGAGAGCCUUCUUUUUAAUAAUAAAGGUAUGUGCUUGUUUAAUAUUUUUCAAAUGCAGGAUAUGUUUUUAUCUUUAUUGUACAGUAAUGUGUGCUUGUGUGCAAAAUGUAACUGGUUCCUUAAGCUUUUAGAAGAGCCACAUGUCAAUAGUUAGUUUUAAACAAUAUGUGUCUGUAUCAUACACGCAACAGUAUUUUUGUCAGGCCAAUAACUUAUAAUAAAUUGCAUUCACUAAUGAGUGGCUUAAUUUUUAAAUGAUCUGAUUAUUAUAGUAAAGGAAUAAACAUAGAGGGAAAACCCUAGAGGAAGAAGAAUAUGACAGUUAUGCUAUAUGCUGUUUAAAAAAUGCAUGAUCUAGUGGUUGAAGCACUAAAGUGUUUGUGUGCACAAGAUGUGCCAAGUAAUGAUACAAACUGUAAGGUGAUUAUUGGUGUCAAAGAAGGCAGGGGAAUAACAUGUUCAUGGAAAUAUUAACUGAUAAAGUGCUUUAGGUCUCAUAUUCAUGGUCUAGCUUGUUAGAUGAGAAUCUCUUCCUGAUUCAUAAUAUGUAUUUUAUUAUGAUGAAGUUAGUAACAAUGUUUCUCCUCAUGCUGUUUUUUAUUUCUAAGUGUGCAUUUGCCAUACUUAAUGUAUGCAGUUAUUAUUUGAUCAUAUUUUAUUCUGUAAUAGUUGAUGCCAUUUUUCCUAAGAAAAAGUGCUUAAUUGAAAUAUUAUGUGUUUCUCUUCAUGCAUUACAUGAUAAGACUUGUUUUCUGUUAGUGAGAUGUGCUUGAAUUCUCUCUCUCUCUCUCUCUCUCUCUCUCUCUCUCUCUCUCUGUGUGUGUGUGUGUGUGUGUGUGUGUG